CCGGCUGACGACGAACACCGAGGGUGGCAUCCCUCAUGAGCGCAGAUAAAACUAUUUCCGGAUGAUCGCAAAGAGAGUCGAAGAAUAUUGCGUACCCGAAGAUUAGGACGUUACUCUAUGAGCUGUUAUCUCGUGCUGCGCACUCGUCUACUUGACAAUAUUUUUGUCAAAGCGUGUGGGAGGACAAAGACAGGGGAAGUGGGUCUGAGGCGCGCAACAAAGAUAAGUCCAGGUGCCACCAUUAAUCGUCUGGCUUUGUCCCUUUGCACAGACCUACUUAAAAGCAAUCUGGACUAUGAUAGUUACCCACUGCAUCCAUUCCCGCUUCUCCUUCCGCGAUGAACGGACUAGGCUAUCCUACUUCUUACCAAUCUGGUGCGAGCCAGCUUGUCCCUGCGAAUUCCUCGAUAUCUUUCACGAAUCAUUCAGCACCAGCAUAUGGAGCAGCCAUGAAUGUUCAGAUUCAAGCACCUGUUCCCGAAACAUUUUCUACCUUACGGUCGCCUUCAGGCUGGAGUGCACCAUCGAGACAAACCAGCCGCCCGUGCCGCUGUGGCCGCGGAAGGUGUAGGUGGCAAUUCUCCUACCCUAUCCGAAUGAUGAUCGCUGUCUACAAAGAAUUACCGUUCCAACCGCAAUCGCAAGGAUCUUGCCCGCACCCACGGAAACUCAGCAUAUAUCAGAAAGAGACGUUCCUGGUGUCGCAGAACGGUCCCGAAGUGAGCUUCCUGAAAACGUUCGAGAGCCCGCUGUAUCGGUUCAGCCGGAACAAUGCUCAGCGGAGGCAACUUUUCCUCAGGUGCGAGCCCUGGGUUGAUGCAGACAGGGUCGAACGGGACACGGUGGUGUGUUUAGGAUGCAGGUGU
Molecule: messenger RNA, 866 nt
Organism: Guyanagaster necrorhizus
Lineage: Eukaryota; Fungi; Basidiomycota; Agaricomycetes; Agaricales; Physalacriaceae
Exons: 2
Source: RefSeq, a predicted model, not a curated record